ACUACAGGAAGAACAACUAAUGCAGCCAACAAGAAACUUCCUUCGACAUAAAAGUAGCCAAUAAAAAACUUUCUUCUUGAUGAAGUUGCCACCAUGCCACUUUCUUCUUCAUUUCUCAGUGCCUUUUCUGACAAAGACUCCACGCUUGUAGAAUUUCAUAUCCUUUUUCUGUUGACAACAGAUGUAUAGGUACAUUAAUUCCAAAUACGUUCCUCAUAUAUAUAUAUAUAUAUAUAUAUGUAUCCUCCGAUAACAUUGAUAUCAACGACUUUAGUUAAUUAUCUUUUUAAAGCUGUCUCAGCUCGCUCUUCUUAUUCUUAUUGCUCCUAGAAAUCUUCAGCUGAAAGAUACCAUUUAAAUAUAUUAGCUAGAUCUACAUCAAAACACUUUCUUCGUGAACAUUGAAAAUCAGCCGUUUUCUUCUCCUUAUAUAUCUACAGCAGCAACAGCUAGCCACUGCUAAUUGCUAAAGACAGCAUGGAUUCCCAACCAUCAUCAACUCGUUUCGUUGCUUGUAGUGCAUCUGGUGACAUAGACAUGUUCUAUUAUGACAGAUUCCGGGAAAAGGAAGAAGGGAUCUCCAACCACAUUGUUGAUAAUGGAAGUAGUGUCAUGUUGUCCAUGAACCCCAAACUCUAUAGGGCCGUCAGAAGUGGAGACAUUGAAUUGUUCCGUCGACUACAUUUAGAAGACAUGGAUUGUGCUGAUUUAGAACAACAAGUCCCUCAAGGAAAUACAGUGCUUCAUAUUGCUGCACAUUCCGGGAAUGAUCCACUUGUGAAGUGCAUCCUCCAACUCUGCCCAGAUCUCAUUAAGAGUAAAAACACCAACGGCAAUCUCCCUCUUCAUAUAGCUGCCGCUGCUGGUAAUCUUUCCACAGUAGAGAUUUUGGUCUCAGCUGACCAACAACAAUCUGUAUCGCUAAGGGAGAAGGACAGUAAUCAUGACACUGCUUUGCACUUGGCUUUGCAAAAUCGCUACGAAGAGGUUGCUUUUUACUUGUUUGAGGCAGAUCAGGAAGUAACACAUUAUAUGAAUGGGUUUUUUAAGUCUCCUCUCCAUAUUGCAGCUGAGGCUGGAUAUGCUGAGCUUUUUAAGCGCAUGAUGGAGAUAUCAGCUGGAAGUCAUGAUGUACCAGAUGAAGAGUCGAAACAAAGAAUCAUUAUGGCUGCGAUCCAUGGAAAGAAUGGAGGCGUAUUGGAUGUCAUAUUGGAGAAAUGGCCAUCUCUUGUAACACCAGACAACAGCUGUCAAAUCAAUCCUCUUUCGCUUGCAGCAUUCACAGGAUAUCUUGAGGGGGUUCAGAAAAUAUUAGAAAAAUCUAGACACCUCGCAUAUUUACGUCAUGAAAAUGGGUUCUUUACCAUUCAUCAAGCAUCCAAAAAAGGUCACAUCCAGAUAAUCCAGGAGCUUCUCAAGCAUUGUCCCGAUUCAAUAGAAUUGCUCAACAGUAAAAAGCAAAAUAUUCUCCAUGUGGCCGCUAAGUAUGGAAAAUCCAAAACAGUACGCUACAUGCUCAAGAAUCCAGAGUUUGAAAUGCUAAUUAAUAAAAAAGAUUACAAAGGAAACACUCCCUUACACUUGGCUAGUGAAAAGGGGCAUCCGGAAGUUGUGAGCGAUUUGAUAUGGGAUUCAAGAGUUAACUUACAAGUUUUGAAUAUAAAAGGAAGUACAGCUCUAGAUGUUGUUAACAAUUCGGUUUAUCCCUCAUAUCGGAAGCGACUGACAUGGCUAAUCUUGAGGUAUGCUGGUGCACCACAAGGCAAGAAUGCAAGUAUAAUGAAAAGACACUCCCGAAACUAUCCAGACCUUGGACCUUAUGACAACAGAAUCAAUACUUUCAUAUUGGUAGCCAUAUUAGUUGCAACAGUAGCCUUUGCUGCUGGUGUCACAGCGCCAAACAACAUGACGUCUUCUCUAGUUCACAACGCCAUGUUCCAUGUAUUCGUUAUUACUAACACCAUAGCUAUGUACUCCUCCAUUAUUGUUGUGGUUGCUCUCAUUUGGUCGCAGUUGAGUGAUUUUCACCUACUCCGUGCUUCCCUUCAAUUUGCAGUGCCAGUAUUGGGAUUAGCUCUUGCCAUGAUGUCGAUAGCUUUCACGGCAGGUGUUUUUCUGAUAGUGAGAGAAAAUGCUAUGCUUUCCAUUUUUGUAUUGGUGUUUGCAUCAAUUGGAAUCCUCACUAUGUUGGUGCUGUUUACUCCACUUUUUCUCCCAAGCUCUUUGCCCCAUCGGAUCCUACGUUAUGUAUUUUAUUACCCGGUUCUUUUGUUGAUAAAAGUUACCAGAUAGAAGAUGGUGAAGAGUAGUUCAUUUAGGAUUUCUGUUACUUAUUGUCAAGUCCUCAGUUUUCAAACACUUUUUUUUUUUCGUUUUUUCUUUGUUUUUGUUUUUGUUUUUGUUUUUGUUUUUGCUUUUUGUUUUUGUUUUUUUUUUGGUUGGUUGUGUGCGUGUGCUUAUGUUGUUCGAAGAUACUAGAGUACUUUGAUUAAUGCUAUGUUUUUCCUAUUUUAAUUAU
Molecule: messenger RNA, 2518 nt
Organism: Ziziphus jujuba (common jujube)
Lineage: Eukaryota; Viridiplantae; Streptophyta; Magnoliopsida; Rosales; Rhamnaceae
Product: protein ACCELERATED CELL DEATH 6
Exons: 3
Coding region: 478-2292 (604 amino acids)
Cellular component (GO): plasma membrane
Molecular function (GO): protein phosphatase regulator activity; protein phosphatase 1 binding
Source: RefSeq, a predicted model, not a curated record